Spea bombifrons (plains spadefoot toad) is the source of this 1469-nucleotide messenger RNA. RefSeq names its product tubulin alpha-8 chain-like. Lineage: Eukaryota; Metazoa; Chordata; Amphibia; Anura; Pelobatidae. Gene Ontology annotation, cellular component: microtubule; cytoplasm. Gene Ontology annotation, molecular function: structural constituent of cytoskeleton; GTP binding. The record is from RefSeq and is a predicted model, not a curated record. The transcript is spliced from 5 exons. Gene Ontology annotation, biological process: microtubule cytoskeleton organization; mitotic cell cycle. The coding region runs from base 1 to 1434 and encodes 477 amino acids.
AUGGAUGAUGAAAUCCUUGAGAUGCCUCCUCAACCAAUUUCUUUGCAAGAGUUGCGAAGCAGAGAGGCUGGAGUUUGUUUAACACUUUUUAUUUCUGCGCAGAGGGAAUGUAUAUCGGUCCAUAUUGGCCAAGCAGGUGUUCAGAUAGGUGGCGCUUGCUGGGAACUAUACUGCUUGGAACAUGGAAUACAUCCUGAUGGAACCAUUGCUGCCGAUGAAGCCAAUUCUUCACAUACUUUUUUCAGUGAAGCAGAAUGUGGAAAACACGUCCCACGAGCGGUCUUUAUAGACCUGGAGCCUUCCGUCAUAGAUGAAAUUCGAAUUGGGAAAACUCGUUCUUUGUUCCAUUCAGAGCAACUUAUAAGUGGAAAGGAAGACGCAGCAAAUAAUUAUGCCCGGGGGCACUAUACCAUCGGCAAGCAACUGAUAGACAGGGUUAUGGAUCGUAUUCGGAAAUUGGCUGAUCAGUGCCAAGGACUUCAAGGAUUUCUGGUUUUCCACAGCUUUGGUGGUGGCACAGGGUCUGGGUUUAGUUCUCUGUUAAUGGAAAAGCUGUCUGUGGAUUACUUAAAAAAGUCUGUUCUGGAAUUCUCAGUGUACCCUGCUCCGAGAAUCUCAUCUGCUGUGGUAGAACCCUAUAAUGCAAUACUGACCACUCACAGCACAUUGGCGCACUCAAACUGUGCCUUCAUGGUAGACAACGAAGCAAUUUACGAACUCUGUCACUGUAACUUGAACAUUGAACGGCCAUCAUAUAUAAACCUUAAUAGACUGAUAGGACAGGUUGUGUCUUCUAUUACUGCCUCUUUGAGGUUUAGUGGAAUACUGAAUGUAGAUCUUGUUGAGUUUCAAACUAAUCUUGUGCCUUAUCCUAGGAUACACUUCCCUCUUGUCACCUAUUCACCUAUUGUAUCUGUAGAAAAGGCGUAUCAUGAGCAGCUAUCUGUGCCUGACAUUACCAAUGCCUGCUUUGAACCUAAUAAUCAAAUGGUUAAAUGUGAUCCCCGACAUGGUAAAUAUAUGGCUUGUUGUCUCUUAUACAGAGGUGAUGUGAUGUCCAAAGAUGUUAAUGCAGCCAUAGCUGCAAUUAAAACCAGGAAGUCAAUCCAGUUUGUUGACUGGUGUCCUACUGGCUUUAAGGUGGGCAUUAACUACCAGCCUCCAACUGUGGUUCCAGAAGGGGAUUUGGCGAAGGUCCAACGUGCUGUCUGUAUGCUGAGUAACACCACAGCUAUUGCAGAGGCGUGGGCAAGGUUGGACCAUAAGUUUGACCUAAUGUACUCCAAGAGAGCCUUUGUACACUGGUAUGUAGGAGAAGGAAUGGAAGAAGGAGAAUUUUCUGAGGCAAGAGAGGACAUGGCUGCCUUGGAGAAGGAUUAUGAAGAGGUAGGGACAGAAGCAGGUGAUAAUGAGGAUGAAGACGAAACAAUUUGAUAUGUACAAUUAAGUGUUUAAAUGCGUGUUCUUUC